This is a messenger RNA of Fusarium proliferatum ET1, 678 nucleotides long. RefSeq lists its product as uncharacterized. The record is from RefSeq and is a predicted model, not a curated record. NCBI's taxonomy places the organism in Eukaryota, Fungi, Ascomycota, Sordariomycetes, Hypocreales, Nectriaceae. The transcript is spliced from 2 exons. The coding region runs from base 1 to 678 and encodes 225 amino acids.
AUGGUUGCGCUGAAGACGUCACUAGCGCUGCUCUUCAUCACUGCAGUUAGCGCUAUUCCGACUAGUGCUCAAUGGCCCAAAUACAAUGCCACUGGCCAGCUCAAGGGCUUGGCCUUUGACAGGAGAGCACCCGGACAUCAUGGACUUGAAGAGCAACAAAGCAGACGGAUCUGCAUUCUGCUCAACCCAUCUCCAAAGCGCCGCAUCACCAACAAGCCCGCUGCUGCAAUGACACAGACUUUCACCGCCAAGGAACCCAAGACUGUCCCUCAUAUGGUAACCAAGUAUACAACAAGCUAUAUCACAAAGAAGCAAGUCACUACAUUCAACUACCUAGUAACCAGAACGGCAACAGACUUGAAGACUUUGGCAAUGACGAAUCGCAACACCAAAUCGGUAACACAGCGCAAGAGUGCCACGAUGACCAAGCCAGUUAAAGUCACGGUGACGAACUACAAAACUGUUGUGUCACUAACUAACUACAACACGGUCGGCGUGACGAACCGUAACACUAUUCACACGACGAAUUACAACACGGCAUCUGCGACCGCUUAUAACAGUGUGUUUGUGACCAACAUGGGCUAUGUUAUAGUCACCGAAUAUGAUACAGUUGUGGCGACUGAUCUCUCUACAGACACUGUGACACCAGAUCCAGUGACUGUGUAUUCAUAUGUUUAG